AUGAGUGGUUUUUCUUUUUUUACCUUCGAAACAUGGGGAACAAUUCAUUGGGUGAUGUUUGGAUUCAUAGCUCAAGGUUAGUUGUUUUCGAAGCUAUGCUUUGAGGAAAUACUAAAAUUAACUGGCCAUUAGAAAUUCUCAGCCUGUAGUUUGAGGUUCUAAAUUUUCUAUGAUUCCAUUUUGAGGUUUUUCAUGUGGGGGUUUUAAUAUAAGCAGAUUUUUCUCGUCAGUUUCGUUUUCGCUGGGUUCAUUAUGACACUAACAAAGCUAGCCCUAUUUAAAAAAUGUUCUCUUACAAUUCUGAAACGUGAAAAUUAAGGUUCAAAAAUCAAAAAAAAACCAAAAUAUUUGUUCAAAAUAAGCAUCCCAGAAGCAAUCUGAGACCAAAAACCACUAUAAGAUCGUAACAUGGUUGAUCCAAACUUAUGAAAUUUAAAAUUUUGCUGAAUUUUGCAAAACUAGGGUGAUAGUAAUCAAAAACCAAACAUUUAAAAUUAAAUCAUCAUUGUUCUUUUGCCCUGUUUCAAAAUUUGCAAACUUUUCUAAUACGUAACAUGUUGUCAAAAAAUAAAAUUGAUUUUUUCGGAUUUGAAAUUCAAAAAUAAGAUGGGAAACAUCAAUUCCAUUUUUUUGUUAUGCUUCGUGUCUUGCUUCAAAACAGCAUAUAAUUAAUCCCGAUCUCCCAAGUCACCCCCAAGUUAUUGGUUUUCUCUCAAUAUCAUUCUGUAAAUUUUUGUUAUCAAAAUAUCUUUCUGCUAGAUUUCUUUUGGAAAAAAAUGAUUACGGCUGUUGAAGCUACAAUGUUAACUUAUGUUAUUGAAGGUUCGUAAAAUAAUUUGGAAACUUAAUAAAAAAAUGAACUGUGCCCAUGAAAUUUUUUAAAAAUAACUUUUUUGGAACAACUUUGAAAUUUCACGAACAUUUUCAGAGUAUUUCUAUGAAUCCAUACAUCAGUAUCCCCGGAUUUUCGUCCGGAGGGGGUCUGGCUAACUUUGGAAAAAAAGCGUGGGGACCGGCUAACUUUUUGAAAAAAUAACAAUUUACAGCCCAAAAACCAAGUUUUUUUCUCUUUUUUUUGAGGGGGUUCGGCUAAUUUUUGAAUUUUCACAUUACGGGGGUGGCUAAUUUUGAGGCCCUGACCGGGAGAAACAGAUGUAUGUAUGAAUCUAUUAAAAAAUAGGAAGAGCCUCAUUUAAAAAAAAGUUUGGGAUUUUAUUAUAAUAACUUAUUUAAUGCGGAGAAAAUCUCGAUUUUUCUUACCGCCAAAUAACGAUUGUUAUUUCAGGAUUAAUAAUUGGAGUUUUAACAACUCCGAUGAUUGUGUUAUUGCUAUCAAAAAAGUCAUAUCGUGAUCGAAAAGAAUUUUUAUUGAUCGGUAGGUUUUGAAUUUGUUAUCGAAUAACAGGAAUUUUUCAGCGUUUGUUGCAAUUGUUGAUUUUAUUUACGUUGUGGUUAAUGUGAUCAACAGUAUUGAUAGAAUGUAUACAACAACCAUAUGUAAGUUUUUAUUCUGUAUCAAACUAGAUAUUUCGAGUUUUUUUCAUGCAAUUUUCUAAUUGAGUGUUCGAGUCAUAUGUGUACUUUUUGCAUGAAAAUCAUCAUAAUAAUAGUGGUUUCUCUGAAUCUCGUGAGAAAUACAAAAAUCGAAUUAACUAUGAUUGUUUUCUCCAGCUAUACAACUAGAAGAAUGUCUUGCACAACCGCAAUUUUUCAUAAGUUUAAUAGUCACUCAACUUGUCGCUGGAAUGUCUUUGAUGGUUGCAUUCGAUAGAUUAAUUGCUUCGUUUUAUGGAGUUUGGUAUUAUAAGCAAUCUGCAUUGUAUACUUUUUUGAUUUUGAUACGUAAGAAAUUCCGGAGAGAUUCAAAUAAAGGUGAAAAAUAUAAUCCAUUUUCAGCCCCAAUUGUAAUUGGUUGCUUUGUAACAUCUGUUAACUCUUGGAUAGUUGUUAUUUAUCCAGAUCAAAACAUCAAAGUUUAUUCACUGUGCUUUACAUCAACGUUAUUAGCUGAGAAUUUCAAAUUGACUUUUCACUUGACGAAAUGGGUUUGUAUUGCUUUGGCUGGUAUCGUCUAUGUGAUUAUUGCAUUGAUUUUGAGAGUAAGUCCCAGAAUUUCGAGAAGGAACUAUACCUUCAAUUUUGUGUAUGAUUUUGUUCUUCUGAAACUGAGCCCAAUCUACUAAGCCACAAUUAAACACUGAAACCAAUUCAACGUUUAAUUACAAGUUUUUUUAUUUCAGCACAAAUAUUUCCGAUCGAAAUAUAUGACAAAACGAUUGAGCACGGCGAAUAAAGUUAUGAGUUUUACAACAAUCAACUCAAUAAUAUUUCACCUUUUUCCUGAUAUUCAACUAGCUUAUCCAUUUUUGGGUUCAAAUACCAUUGUUGUUCAAUGUAUACUUUAUUCUAUGAUACUUGAUAAGGUAUGAGUCUAAUUAUCAAGGACAACAUUUUUACGACUUGUUUCCAGAUAUUUUUCAAUUUCCUGCUUUUUAUGAUUUUUCACAAAGAGCUCCGACAAAUGUAUUUGAAGACUUUCUUAUCGCGUUUUCUACCUAUACAAUCAAGUUCAGGGAAUAGUCAGAAUCGCAUGUUCUCCUUAAGGUCUUAA
This is a messenger RNA of Caenorhabditis angaria, 2611 nucleotides long. Lineage: Eukaryota; Metazoa; Nematoda; Chromadorea; Rhabditida; Rhabditidae. The record is from the annotation of a GenBank genome assembly.